AUGGAUGAUGAUGAUGAUUUGCACUUCAUCUCACACCAGAAUUUGCUGCAACAAGGACUAGAAUGCCUUUUUCUCUCCCUUCCUCUCCUCCUCUUCCUCAUAAAGCAAGGAAGGAGGAAGAGAUCGAGGCUGCCGCCGGGGCCGUGGAGGCUCCCCGUCGUCGGGAACCUCCACCAGGUCGGGGCAAAUCCUCACCUCGCCCUCCGCGCGCUGGCCGAGCGACACGGCCCGCUCAUGUUCCUCCAGCUCGGCUCCAUCCCCACCGUGGUCAUCUCCUCCGCCCACGUCGCCGGGGAGGCCCUCAGGGCCCACGACCUCGCCUUCGCCGGCAGGCCGACGCUGUACGCGGCGGAAAGGCUGUCCUACGGCCUCCGGGACGUGGCGUUCGCGCCGCACGGGGAGUACUGGCGGCAGGCGCGCAAGAUGUUCAUGGUGGAGAUGCUAAGCGCCAAGCGGGUGCGAUCCUUCCGCGGCGGCGUCUCUGGUCGCCUCGAUCCGGCGGCUCGCUCCCUCUUCGUCGUCGUCCCCUAUCGACCUGAGCAGGAUGGCGCUGUCGGUAACGAACGUCGUCACGUGCCGAGCGGCGUUCGGCGACGAGUGCGAAACCGCCGGGAGCGGCAGUAUGGAUCACAUCAUUCUCGUAUUGAUCGUGCUAAUGAUUCGAUAUUCAAUUAUAAUUACAGUUAA
Messenger RNA from Musa acuminata AAA Group (dessert banana), 687 nucleotides. RefSeq names its product cytochrome P450 71A9-like. Lineage: Eukaryota; Viridiplantae; Streptophyta; Magnoliopsida; Zingiberales; Musaceae. The transcript has 2 exons. Gene Ontology annotation, molecular function: heme binding; iron ion binding; monooxygenase activity. Bases 1 to 687 code for a protein of 228 amino acids. The record is from RefSeq and is a predicted model, not a curated record.